AUGCGUCUCAUUCGGCUGUGCGCUCUGGCGCUGGCCGCUGAAUGCGCCCAUGGUUAUCUCGAUUCCACGCCAUUCUUCAUGUUCUCAACCUCCGAACUUCUAGCAACGACCUCCCACGUUCAAUCCGCACCCCUACUGACCUCCGAGAUCGCAUUGACUCUCUCCUCGUGCCCUUCCGACUACUACAUCCUUGUGUCGCAACCAGGAGUGUCUGCCAAAGACUACUCCAAUUCCAAGAGAUCCACACCCUUACUCGCAAGAGCAUUGUCGCCUUCCCAGGCGAAAGGAUCGGCUGUUCGGAGCAGCUUGACCAUUCCGGACGUGUUCGGUCGCCUAGACAGCUCUGCAUGGGUAGACGUCCUGAAAACGAAAUGUGGCGUCUCGGUCACUUCCAUCGACGCCUCGAAAGAAGGAGGAGGUAUUCCGACCAAGGAGUUGAGCCCGUCACCGCGUCUGCUCGAACUUGUCCUCCCGGCGCCAUCAACUGGCUCAAACAGAGUCGACAACCUCUCAUCGAACGACGCAUUCCUCGCUUCAGUGCUAGACCUCCUACCGACGCAGAACUACACUGUGCUAUACACUACAAGCCGCACACAGGACGGCAUAUUGGUUGCUCAAGGAGCGGACGGAAAAGACGCCGCGGAAUAUGACAUGGAUUCUCAAAUACAAGAGAGCAUGCAUAUUGAUCUGAAGCGAGAUCUCGGUGUGCAUGCGUCGGCCAACAAGACCGGGAAUAACCAGACCAUGAUCGACGGGCCGUUGUUUGAUAAGUAUCAAUUUUUCGGUCCAGGGAUCUUCAUGGGCUACCUCGUCGGCUUCCUCCUCUUAACGAUCUUGUAUGUUGCCAUUUCCGGCGUGGCCAGUUUACAAGUCACAUACGCUGCGUUCGACAAGGAUCAAGGACAGCUCGCGACGAAGAAGCAGUAA
Messenger RNA from Fonsecaea multimorphosa CBS 102226, 927 nucleotides. RefSeq lists its product as uncharacterized. Bases 1 to 927 code for a protein of 308 amino acids. NCBI's taxonomy places the organism in Eukaryota, Fungi, Ascomycota, Eurotiomycetes, Chaetothyriales, Herpotrichiellaceae. Gene Ontology annotation, biological process: (1->6)-beta-D-glucan biosynthetic process; fungal-type cell wall biogenesis. The record is from RefSeq and is a predicted model, not a curated record. The transcript has 3 exons. Gene Ontology annotation, cellular component: endoplasmic reticulum membrane.